AUGGGAGAACAACCAAGACUGAGAAUAUUAGGGAAUUAUGCAGUUCUUAAUCUCCAAGGAUUCAACUCUUCUAUUCUGAGACCUACAAUUCAGGCCAACCACUUUGAGAUAAAACUUGCACUUCUAAAUCUGGUACAGCAAGACCAAUUUGCUAGACACCAUUCAGAUGAUGCAAAUCUGCACAUCUCUAAUUUCUUACAACUUUGUGACACAAUCAGAAUCAAUGGGGUAAGUGAGGAUGCAAUCAGACUUAGAUUAUUCCCAUUCUCAUUGAGGGAUAAAGCCAAGUGUUGGCUUCAAGCCCAGCCACAAGGGAGUAUAUCAACCUGGGCUGACCUGGUGAACAAGUUCCUAAUCAAAUAUUUUCCUCCUUCAAAAGCUGCAAAAAUCAGAGGGGAGAUUACAUCUUUUGUUCAGCAAGAAGGAGAGCCAUUAUGUGAGGCAUGGGAAAGAUACAAGGAGUUAUUAAGGAAAUGUCGUCAUCACUGCAUACCUGAGUGGAUGCAACUUGAAACAUUCUAUAAUGGAAUGACUGCUGCAACUAAAACCAUGAUAGAUGCAGCAGCUGAUGGUUCAUUGAGUUCAAAAACUUUAGAAGAAGCCCAACAAAUCAUAGAAAUGAUGGCAUCCUCGAUGUAUCAAAAUAUGAAUGAAAGACAAGCUAUAAGGAGAGGAGGAUAUGAUGUAAAAUCCAUAGAAGCCAUGUUUGCUCAAAAUCAACUUCAGAAUCAACAAUUUUCUGAACAGCUUGCUGCCCUGACUCAACAAAUAAGUAACAUGCAGACUGGUGUGGUCCAAAAUUCAAAAUUGAAUUGUGAUUUCUGUGGUGGCAACCAUGUGAAUGGAGCUUGUGAUCCCACAGUUAUAGAACAACCUGAUAAAAAUUCUAAUGCAAGAGGAAAUACAGCUACUGCACCUUUCCAAAGUGCAGCUCCUCAAGUCCGGCAACAAUAUUUUCAAGGAAGUUCUUCUACACAAUUUCAGAAAAAUCAAAGGUAUUCAAAUUCAAGACCCUUGAGUGAGAAAGUGAAUGGAAUUGAAGAAACAUUACUGCAGUUCAUGAAGGUGACAAAAAUGAAUUUUAAAAAUCAAGAAAGUUCUAUAAAGAAGCUAGAAACACAAAUUGGGCAGUUGGCUGAGCAACUGGCCAAUAGAGAUGAAGGAAGGUUUCCUAGCAGCACAAUAGUGAAGCCAAAGGAACAAUGCCAAGCAAUAACCACUCGAAGUGGAGCAGUGGUUUCCAGCCCAAGAAAGAAAAAUGAAGUCACCAAUCCGAAGGAUGAAAGUGAGCUGAAGCAAGAAGAUUUCAAAAGUGGAAAAUAUACUAUGUUAAAGACAGGAGAUGAUGACGAAAACUGCAGUAUCAAGCAAGAAAAGAAGGGCAAGAAGUAG
Messenger RNA from Abrus precatorius (Indian licorice), 1392 nucleotides. RefSeq lists its product as uncharacterized. Lineage: Eukaryota; Viridiplantae; Streptophyta; Magnoliopsida; Fabales; Fabaceae. The record is from RefSeq and is a predicted model, not a curated record. The transcript has 2 exons. The coding region runs from base 1 to 1392 and encodes 463 amino acids.